Molecule: messenger RNA, 5614 nt
Organism: Lethenteron reissneri (Far Eastern brook lamprey)
Lineage: Eukaryota; Metazoa; Chordata; Hyperoartia; Petromyzontiformes; Petromyzontidae
Product: ADP-ribosylation factor-like protein 8B-A
Biological process (GO): anterograde axonal transport; protein transport
Cellular component (GO): lysosomal membrane
Molecular function (GO): GTPase activity; GTP binding
Source: RefSeq, a predicted model, not a curated record
AGAGAGCGGAGAGCAGAGCGAGCGGAGAGAGUGGGAGGGCACGCACAGAGACACAGAGAGAGAGAGAGAGGAGGAGCGGAGCGGAAAGGACGACGGAGGCGCGAGAGAAGAGAGAGAGAUUAAAAAUCAAAUAAAUAACCAGCGCGACCGUUGCCCGUACCGAUCAUCCAUCCAUCCCGUCCGCCUGCCCGCCAGACGCCGCUCUACGGCCAUGCUCGGCAUCAUCAACAAGCUGCUGGACUGGUUCAAGUCGCUCUUCUGGAAGGAAGAGAUGGAGCUCACGCUCGUGGGCCUCCAAUAUUCGGGCAAAACGACGUUCGUGAACGUGAUCGCGUCCGGCCAGUACAGCGAAGACAUGAUUCCCACGGUUGGCUUCAACAUGCGGAAAAUUACCAAGGGCAAUGUGACCAUUAAGCUGUGGGACAUUGGAGGGCAGCCGCGCUUCCGCAGCAUGUGGGAGCGCUACUGCCGCGGCGUGAAUGCCAUCGUGUACAUGGUGGACGCUGCUGACCACGACAAGCUGGAAGCGUCGCGGAACGAGCUGCACAACCUCCUGGAGAAGCCCCAGCUCCAGGGAAUCCCGGUAUUGGUGCUGGGUAACAAGAGAGACCUCGCCAAUGCCCUGGACGAGAAGGAGCUCAUUGAGAAAAUGAAUCUGUCGGCCAUUCAGGACCGGGAAAUCUGCUGCUACUCCAUCUCCUGCAAAGAGAAGGACAACAUCGAUAUCACCCUGCAGUGGCUGAUCCAGCACUCUCGGAGCCGAAGGAGCUAAGCCGGCUCGGACUGGCUCUGAUUCAGCACCCCGCAACCACGUCGACCACCGCCUCCACCGCCUCCACCGCCACGCCAACCGCCGCCACCACCGCCACGUACAACACCUCGCUCGCCGUGACGCACGCACGCACGCACGCGCACGCAUGCACACGCGUGUGUGCUCUCUUACAAACACUCAAAUGGACUCGCAUGUACGCACUCGCAUAAAUACACACGCUCGCACGUACACAUGAACACACGCAGUCGCACACAAACACAUGCGCUCGUACGCACAAAGGCACGCAGCACGCGUACGAUCAUUGCACUCGCACGAAUUUACGCGCACACACACUCGCACAUUAACGCACGCGCUCCCUCGCACAUAGGCGCGCACAUGCACACUCGCAUGCACCCACACACACCACACCCUUACGCCCAGCUGUCGAAUUGGAGACAUAAACUUUUGGGGCCCCUAUCGCUUGUCAAAUCACUGACUUUUAAACUCGUCGCAUGUGUGGGGUAACAGGUCAAUGCCCACACUUUACCCCACCAUGCACACCUCGUGCAAAAAGGGGCACAGCCGAUUAUGAAUGCGCAUACCUCCACAGUCUCGGAGAAUCAACUGGUCGGCAUGUGGAUACCGAAUAGGGGGCUCUUAAUUCGUCCACAGAAUAUUCUAGCACGACCGCCCACAUUUAUAUGGCGAUGCACAUUGUGUUGAAAUUCUUUUUUUGUCCUCUAUCAUCUUCCCAUGAUCGCGGCCAGCCGGCUCUUGCAACUGCUUUGCAGUCAGGGUUCGGUUGGGACGCCGAGCAACCAGGGCACCUGCCCAGUAACCUACUCCUUGAGUUGGGCCAACUUGAAUCUAUUCGUGGAGUUGGGCCAACUUGAAUCUAUUCGUGGAGUUGGGCCAACUUGAAUCUAUUCGUGGAGUUGGGCCAACUUGAACAUACUCCUUGAUUUGGGCCAACUUGAAGCUACUCCUUGAGCUGGGCCAACCUGAACCUACUCCUUGAGUUAGGCCAUCUUGGACCUACUCCAUGAUUUGGGCCAUCUUGAGCCUAUUCCUUGAUUUGGGCCAACUUGGACCUACUCCAUGAUUUGGGUUAACUUGAAUCUAUUCGUGGAGUUGGGCCAACUUGGACCUAUUUGUGGAGUUGGGCCGUGAUUCAGAUGGUAGCGGUGGCGUAGCUGCAGAGAAACUUCAAUGGGGCCCACUGACCAGGAGUGGCCAGGUGCACCGGUCCAAAGAGUGGGGGACAUCGGACAGGAGGUAGGGCCCCACUUUACUCCUUGCAGCAGGACCCAUGCUGUGUGACCACACGAUGCUGCUACCUACAUUGUCGUCUUCUUUCAUACGGCUGAUGUAGAUGCAGAGCAAAACAGCUCCAAUUUCACAUUGAGGUGGCCAAGCCAGACAACCGCGUCAGUAGCAGCGGAGUGGAUCGCUGUUGAUGUCUCCGUCGUAUUUGUGGAUCGGGCAUUGCGUCGUUAUACGUUGUGCAGACUGUUCUGGAUGACCACAGUCGCACAAUGGAGAUUUUUUUAAAGUUUCCAUUUGUGCGCAUCAACUGCUGCCAUGGUUUUCAGCGGAUGUGGUUCAGGCUGGACCAUAAAAGCACAUGGUCCAUCCUAAACUAUGCUCCUAACUUACGCAGACAUCCGCAUGCAGACUCGUCCACUCGAACGUAGACUCUUAGACUUACACGGAGACCCAUAGUCUCGCGUGGAUGUACAUAGAGACACACGGACCGCCGCCGUACACUUACCUUGGAGACGCUACAUCAGUCGAGUAGCUGUCGAGUGUGCAGGCCAUGCAAAUGUAACCGGGGAUCUGUCGGGGAUAGGAGGGGGUAGUGGGCUAUUUAAUUCCAUGCCAACCGCACGACACCACUGGAUGGGAAUGAAUUGCGUUGGGACCCAGUGGCGUGCGUGUGGUGGCCCAAGUCUGUGGCCGGCAUGAGCAGCGGCAGAAUAUUUACCCUGUAGUCGCCAGAUUUGUCAACACCUUUACAAAAAAAAGACAAUGACGCUCUCCAAAUGACAACGACAACAACAAAUCAAGUCGAACAGCAACAACAAUAAAAUCGAAGCGUUAAAAGUGUUCUCGUUGCAUUUUACAAGGUGGGUAGGGAAAUGGGUUAACGGUGAUGGGACGUGAAUUAUAACUCGGCGGGAGGGUAUUUUUUGCAGUGACGGUGGUUAAGUUUUAAUCGAACUUUUUAAUGGUUUUUAGCCGUUUUGUUAUCGUUGGUGUGGCCAUCGUUUCGCUAAGUGCUGUCGUCAUCUCGGAUUGUGACAUUUCUUGUUUUUUAAAGAAAAAAAUAACGGAUCACUUCUUUUAUUUGUUUGUCUUUAGGGCCGUUUUACGCGAAGGUAAUUUUUUUCCGUCGCACACUCCUCUGUGCUGUAGUCGAACGGUGGUGUAAAGGUGCCGCCCUGCAAUUGCUUUGCUCAACGCCGUGACCGGUGGAAGGGCCUCUGCAAUCGAGGGGGGGAGCUCUAGAGAGCCCCCCCACCCCCCCCCUCUAGAGAGUAUGUUAGCUGACCCUUCAAGACGUCUUUGGAAGAGGUGGGAAUUACUCACACUUUAACCCCCCACCGUACGCGACCUGCCAGUCCACUGUGGUGGUACCCAUUUCUACUGCUGGGUGGACAUAUGUGGGGCGGCCUGGGGGGGGGGGGGUGGUUUAUUAACUUGCCCGUAUCAACAGCCGCGCCCCGGCAGGCAGAGGUCGCAAUCGGGUACCCGUACCCUACCUGAUAUCCGGCUACCCGUACCCGGUCGGGUAGGGUACGGGAACGGGUACCCGUUUGCGACCUCUGCCGGCAGGUCAAUUCGCCAACCUCUGGAUUGCAGGUCCAGUGUAUUAAUAAUAAUAAACAUUUAUUUGUAAGGCGCCUUCCACUAAUGUCUCAAGGCUUAUUGUAAGAAUAAGGUUAAGGAAAGGCCAAGAGAGAAGGAGAGUUACAUAGAAUUAACAGUACUUAAGAAAAAUGUGUUUUUAGACGCGACUUUAGAGUAUCCACAUUGUCGGUUGAACGAAUUUCCAACGGUAGGGAAUUCCGCAACCAAGGCGCAGACACAGCAAAUGCCCGCUCACCCCAGCAACACAGCCGGGUUUGCGGUGCGCUCAGAAGGGCAGAGUGCAGAUCUCAACGACCUUGAGGGGGUGCACGGAUGGGUUAGCUCGUGAGUAUAUGGUGGUGCCAGCCCAUGCAAGGCUUUAAGAACCAGUAGAAGGCUCUUAAAUUCUACUCUCUUCAAGACCGGUAGCUAGUGUAAUGAUAAGAGAACCGGAGAAAUGUGGUCACGUAAUGGGGUUCGGGUGAGCACCCUAACUGAACAAUUUGUAGUCUACCAAGGACCUUUAUUUGAAACACCAACCAGCGAGGCAUUGCAGUAAUCGAUUCGCGAGAGGAAAACCUCUCAGAAUCAACCGCGUAAAAAAAUACAAAUGCACAACCCCCUUUGUAAAUCCACUGCUAGAUGAAAGCCCCCCUUGAUGCGGCGGUGUUCGUGGGGGGUUGUGUGAGGGCCGUGCAACACCAUGCCCGUCAAUAUGGGUUGGCGAAGAAAGGGCCCAGGAAUGGUUCGGAUAUCUCAAAUAUUUCAGAUAUUUUGAGCGUAAGAAUUUCUUUGUAUUGAUGAAUCGCUUAAUCGCUACUAUCCUACUACUCGAUACUACUGUUGUUCGUCUGUGAAUCACAACCCCAUCCCCCUGAAAGCAUGACAUGCAAUCAGCUGGCACACACGGUCUAUUUAAUUUAAAUUAUCUUUUAUUACCGUUAGUGUUAUUGCAGUUUUUUUUUAUGAUUGUAAAUGUCUAGAGUGAAAUAUGAGGGGACCAUCUGAACAUAAACGAUUAAAAGCUGUAAAUGCAAAACUGUCGUUAAUGCCUCCUUAUGCCGUUUUAAACUUUUUGCAUGUACGCCUUUCUGAGACCUCUUUCCCCCUCUCCCUGUGUUGCCGUAUUCUCUGGAUUAUAAGUUGCUCCGGAAAGUAAGACGCAACCCAAAACCUGUCCACGGUGUCUAAAGUUACUCAAAAUCUGGUCGCACAAUCAUGCGCCUAUAACAAAACAAUUAAGCAGAAGAUGCGUCCUCUUCACACUCAUGCCGUCUCUCUACAUUAAAAACUAAUUUAUUCCUCACGCAAUCCAUAAGCCGCCGCCGCCGCCGCCUUCUGCGUGCGUAAUCUCAUCAGCGUUGUUUUAAAGACGAGCCGAAAUCCGGAGCGGUUUCGGCACGCGGUGUCUCUUGGGCAGAGGUCAGGCUUGCUUGAAUCGAUUCCGGUGAACUGCUGCGACCUCACAGGUGACACCGCCUCACUUGACGGAGAGUUCUCAUCGCCAUCCAUACCCGCCCAACGUUUUUCUUAAAAAAAAAUACCGGAGGGGUGAAAAAACAAAUUGCGUCCGAUAUAAUCUGCAGAAUACGGCACAAAGGCCCCCCCGACUGCCUUCCCCCGAACGUGUCCUGUCCGUCAUACAACUUUGUGGAUAAACUGCUGUGCUAAAACGAUAACCCUUUGCGGUGUGCUGUUUACAUCACGGAAGCUGCGCGCCCGAGUUUUCUCCCUCUUACGUUCGCCGCCCGUUACUGCGACGUCGGAGCUGCCAAAAAAACCCCAAGAGGAGGAGGCGACUGGCGUACCGCUACGCGAGAUGCCAAUUAUCUCGCUCGCUCGUUCGCCACGUCAGUCGUUUUCUCGUUGCCACGACGUUCUUUUUUUGUUUGUAUCGAUUUGUUUAUCUAAAAUGUUUCAUGGUUUCCCCCCCUCACCCCCCCCCCCAUCGUUUUUAUUUUUGUUUGUUUGUUUCGUUAUCGCUGGAACGUGAAAAAUAAAAAAGGCUUUUGA